AUGUUCAUCAUCAUCAACAUCAACAUCACCUUAGCAUUCCCUCUCUCCACCGACUCACGCUGGAUCGUCGACGACGGUAACAAAGGGCGGCGCGUGAAGCUCACUUGCGUCAACUGGCCGUCGCAUUUGGAAGCAGCUGUGGCGGAAGGGCUGAGCAAGCAGCCAUUAGAUUCGAUUGCCGAGAAGAUCGUUUCAAUGGGUUUCAACUGCGUUAGAUUGACUUGGCCUCUCUACUUAGCCACCGACGAAACGUUCUCUGGUGUUAUGACUGUGAGACAAUCUCUUCGCAAAUUUGGUCUUUUUGAAGCUAUCUCUGGUGUACAAGUUCAUAAUCCUUCCAUUCUUGAUCUUCCCCUAAUCAAAGCUUUCCAGGAAGUGGUUUCUUGUCUCGGAAGGAACAGAUUAAUGGUGAUUUUAGACAAUCACAUAAGCCAACCUGGUUGGUGUUGCAGUGACAAUGAUGGAAACGGUUUCUUCGGCGAUAAGCAUUUAAACCCUAAUCUUUGGAUCAGAGGCUUAAAGAGAAUGGCAUCAAUGUUUGCUAAUGUUUCAUCAAAUGUAGUUGCCAUGAGUCUAAGAAACGAACUUAGAGGUCCUAAACAGAACAUCAAAGAUUGGUACAAGUAUAUGCAAGAAGGAGCUGAAGCGGUCCACUCGGUGAAUCAGAACAUUCUCAUCAUUGUCUCUGGUUUAAACUACGCUACUGACUUGUCGUUUCUACGAGACAGACCGUUCCAAGUUAGCUUCAGGAGGAAAGUGGUGUUCGAGAUCCAUUGGUAUGGAUUUUGGAGUUCUUGGAAAGGAGAGGACUUGAACAAGAUUUGCAGGAGAGAAACCGAAAACAUUAUGAGAAUGUCAGGGUUUCUACUCGAGAAAGGGUUUCCUUUGUUUGUGAGCGAGUUUGGGAUUGAUCAAAGAGGGAGCAAUGUGAAUGACAAUAGGUUUCUGAGCUGCUUUAUGGCUUUAGCAGCGGAUCUUGAUGUAGAUUGGGCGAUAUGGACUGUUGCCGGAAGCUAUUAUCUAAGGGGGAAAACAAUUGGACCAGAUGAAUCUUAUGGUGUUUUGGAUUGGAGUUGGUCAAGCAUAAGAAAUUCAACCAUUCUUCAGAUGAUUUCUGCUAUUCAGUCUCCAUUUAGAGGACCAGGUCUAAUGGAAACUCACCCCAAGAAGAUAAUUUUCCAUCCAUCAACUGGACUUUGCAUCGUGAGAAAAUCACUGUUUCAACUAAAGCUUGGCUCUUGCGACAAACCUGAAAGCUGGAGAGUUUCUUCUCAUCGAGUUUUGUCACUAUCAGAAGAACAAAUCUUCUGCUUAAAAGCUUAUGAGAAAGGAAAGUCCGUGAAGCUGCGUCUGUUUUUCUUUGAAUUUUACUGCUCAAAAUGGAAACCUUUGUCUGGAUCAAACAUGCAACUCUCGUCGAUAACAAAGAGUGGAGCUUCUGUUUGUUUGGAUGUGGAUUCAGAUAGUAACAACAUUGUGACAAAAAGCUGCAAAUGUUUAGAAGGAAACUCGACCUGCGAUCCCAAAAGCCAGUGGUUUAAGCUUGUUACUAGCACAAGAUCCCGGUUUAAACCAAACCCGUUUCUUCAAAUUAGUCCAUACUCGAAGAGAUUUCUUCAGAAGUCUUUAUCAGUCUGA
Microthlaspi erraticum is the source of this 1638-nucleotide messenger RNA. The record is from the annotation of a GenBank genome assembly. Lineage: Eukaryota; Viridiplantae; Streptophyta; Magnoliopsida; Brassicales; Brassicaceae.